AUGGAACCUUUUAUAGACGACCAAGCAAAAAAUCCGCGCAAACGGCAGAUGUCAAAAGAAAAGCGCCUCCUUGCGAAUCGCCAUGAGAGAGAGCGGGUGCGAAAAAUGAACGACGCCUACGAAGAAUUACGAAGCACGAUUCCGAACUACAAAGAAACCAGAGUUAAAACGAAACUAGAGCUAUUGCAAAUAGCAACAAGCUACAUCCAAACUCUAAAAGAGCAUCUUCAAAGCAUCAUUAACAGCGGCUACAACUCUUCGAUGAAUCGACUGAUCUACCCACCGAGCCUUGGAAUGGAAUGUAACGGAACCUCUAAACCGGGGCAUCGGAAUUCAGAUUAUUCCUAUCCACCUUUGUUUCCAGUUCCCCCUCUUCCAACGUCCCAACUCAACCUACGUCACAUCGGAACUCACAAGUCAAGCUCCAACAGACCCCAUUUUCCAAGAUCGAUGACGACCCCCAUGGUAGAAAGUCAUGAAAACUCAACGCAUGAUUUCUGUGGCCUAUUUUCCAGCAGUCUGAACGAUUUGCAUCUCGAUGAAGAUUUUCUUUACCAUCUACAGGUAUGA
Molecule: messenger RNA, 570 nt
Organism: Porites evermanni
Lineage: Eukaryota; Metazoa; Cnidaria; Anthozoa; Scleractinia; Poritidae
Source: the annotation of a GenBank genome assembly